Kickxella alabastrina is the source of this 1161-nucleotide messenger RNA. RefSeq lists its product as uncharacterized. NCBI's taxonomy places the organism in Eukaryota, Fungi, Kickxellomycota, Kickxellomycetes, Kickxellales, Kickxellaceae. Gene Ontology annotation, molecular function: 3-beta-hydroxysteroid 3-dehydrogenase (NADP+) activity. Gene Ontology annotation, cellular component: lipid droplet; endoplasmic reticulum membrane; mitochondrial outer membrane. The transcript has a single exon. The record is from RefSeq and is a predicted model, not a curated record. The coding region runs from base 43 to 1077 and encodes 344 amino acids.
CAUUUGUAUUAUUCUUGUUAAACUGCUUUUAGUAAUCUAAUCAUGUCUCCCUCAAUUCAACCCGCUUCUCCCAAAGUCGUGCUGAUCACAGGCGGCAACAGCGGCGUUGGCCUAGCUUUGGCGCGGCGUCUCCUCGCGCUCAGUAUCGCCCAGGGCCAUCGGCAAACCAUCAUCCUCGGGUGCCGCAACCCUCUCAAAGCACAAAAGGCCAUAUCUGGGCUCCUCCAGCCACACCUCGCACACAAAGACCUCUGCGACGUACAACUAGUGGAGAUCGACACCAGCAGCGUAGCCUCUGUGACCAGCGCCGCCAUAGCCAUCGAGAAAAAAUACUCUCGCCUUGACCGCUUGUUCUGCAACGCCGGUGCAAUGGCCAUUGCCGGAUUGAACCCCUGGGGGAUCAUCCAGGGUAUCCUCACACACCCAGUGGCGUUCUUCGAAUCAUCCGAGGCGCUGUACCAGAAACGCGGGCUGGUGACUGCUGAUGGGCUCGGGCUGACUUUCCAGACCAACGUCUUUGGGCACUACCUUUUGGUGCACAAGCUGGCCGGGCUUUUGGAGCGCACCGGCGGCGCGCGCGUUAUUUGGACCGGCUCGGCGGCGUCGCAGCUGGAGUUCUUGCGCACGGAUUACCAGCAUGUGCUGGGCGCCAAGCCCUACGAGUCGUCCAAAUACAUCGUCGACCAAAUCGCCAUCCCCAUGGACCGCAGAUUGGCACAAAGGGGCGUUCGCUGCUUAGUUGCAGAGCCCGGAAACGUGUGCUCGAACUUCUUGGCUGGGCUCGGACAGGCUUGGUUGGAGUGGGUUAUUUUGUGCGCCUUUUAUCUCUGUCGCUUGUGCUUGAGCAUCCCGAGGUUUACCAUUUCGUCGGUGAACGCCUGUGAGGCCUGUGUUUUGCUUGGUGUAAGUGAGGGUCAGCUGGAUUCGAAUAUGAAGUACCACAGUCGCGUUGAUAGAUGGGGAGCCCCGUUUGUUGAUGCUGUGCCGCUGGUGUACGAUAAGCGAACGGGCGCGUUUUUGGUCGAGAGGAUGGAUGCGCUGGUGCGCCGGUUUGAGGAGAGGCGGGGUAAUGAAUGAAAAUACAAAUUAAUAAUCAUUUUGGGCAGAAAAAUUUAAUCAGCUAAUAAAUAUUUUAGACAGGAAGAAUAGGAAAAAAAAAAA